AUGGCGGCUGGAGGUGCCGUCCAGGAGCUCUGCGAGGAAGCCUCUUGCUCCAUCUGCCUCGACUAUUUCAGGGAUCCCGUCAUGAUCGUUGAGUGCGGCCACAAUUUCUGCCGCGCCUGCCUGACCCGCAGCUGGGGGGCGCCGGGGGCCGAGGCUUCCUGCCCUCAAUGCAGAGGGCGAGCUCGGAAGAGGAACCUCCGGCCCAACCAGCAGCUGGCAAACUUUGUGGAAAUAAUCCAGAAACUCAGUCUGCAAGAGGGAAAGGGGGCAGAAGGCGAGGGGGGCGUCUGCGAGAAGCACCAGGAGCCCCUGAAGUUUUUCUGCGUGGAAGACGAAGCCCCCCUCUGCGUGGUCUGCAGCAGAUCCGAGGAGCACCAAGACCACCAGGUGAUUCCUCUGGAGGAGGCUUUGCAAGAAAAGAGGGCAGUCGUGGUUGGUAGAAGAGAGAGAGUUUGCCAGAAGCACCAGGAGCCGCUGAAGCUCUUCUGCAAGGACGACAAAGCUCUCAUCUGUGUGGUCUGUGACCGAUCCAAGGAGCACAGAAAUCAUGAAACCCUUCCUCUUGAGGAGGCCUCCCAAGAGUACAAGGAUCAGUUCUGCAACAGUCUGGAGAUGCUGAAGAAGGAGAGGGAAAGAAUUGUGGCGUGUAAAGCAGAUGUAGUGAAGGAAAGCCAAGACUUGCUCAAGCAAGCUACAGGAGAGAAGCAAGAGACGGCAGCCAAGUUCAGGCAACUAUACUCAUUUCUGGAGGAGCAAGAGAAACUUCUGCUGGCCCGGAUGGAAGAGGUGGAGAAGGAGGUGGCAAGAAACAGGGAUCAGCACCUGACUGAACUCUCUGAAAAACUCUCCUCUCUGGACAGCCUCAUCUGGGAGAUGGAGGAGAAAUGUCAGCAGCCAGCCAGUGAACUCCUGCAGGAUGCCAGAAGUACCUUGCAGAGGUAUGAAGAAAAAGAGGUGUUUGAGGAUCCAGUGGCUUUUCUUCCUGCACAGAAGGGGUGCAUCUUGGACUUCUCCGAUCUAAAUCUCUUUUUGGAGGGCAUCAAGAAUCAAUUCAAAGAAACUCUGAAUUCUGGACUUGACCUGCAGAAAGCAAAUGUGACUCUGGAUCCAGACACGGCCCAUCCCCAACUCAUCCUGUCUGAGGAUCGGAAAAGCAUGAGAUGGGGAGGAAAAGCUCAAGCUCUGCCCAGCAACCCUGAGAGAUUUGAAAACUGUUACACUGUUCUGGGCCGUCAGGGAUUCAGAGCAGGUCGCCAUUACUGGGAAGUCCUUGUGGGAAGUGAGGAAGGAUGGCGUGUGGGGGUGGCCAGAAAGUCCGUGGAGAGGAAGGGAGGGAUCAUCUUUAGUCCUGAGGAAGGGUUCUGGGCUGUGGGGAAGUGGGGGGGCUGCUACAGGGCUGCCAUCAAAGGCAUAAACCCUCUCCUGUCCCUGACCGGGGAGCCCAAGAGGAUCCGAGUCCGCCUGAACUACGCUGGGGGCCGAGUGGCCUUUUUCGACGCUGACCGAGGAUCCCUUCUGUUCAAGUUCUCCGGAGCCUCCUUCCGUGGAGAGACCCUCCUGCCCUUCUUUCAGGUGUGGGGAAAUGGCCACCUCAAACUCUCUUCCAUGGCGGCCGGGGGUCUCGUCCAGGAGCUGUGCGAGGAAGCCUCUUGCUCCGUCUGCCUGGACUACUUCAGGGACCCGGUGACCAUUGCAGAGUGCGGCCACAACUUUUGCCGCGCCUGCCUGACCCGCAGCUGGGGGGCGUCUAGGGCAGAAACGUCCUGCCCCCAGUGCAGAGGGAGAGCGCAGGAAGGGACCCUCCGGCCCAACCAGCAGCUGGCCAACUUUGUCCAAAUAGCCAAAAAAUUCACCCUUCAGGAGGGAAAGGAGGCAGUUUGCCAGAAGCACCAGGAGCCGCUGAAGCUCUUCUGCAAGGACGACAAAGCCCUCAUCUGUGUGGUCUGUGACCGAUCCAAGGAGCACAGAAAUCAUGAAACCCUUCCUCUUGAGGAGGCCUCCCAGGAGUACAAGGAUCAGUUCUGCAACUGUCUGGAGAGGCUGAAGAAGGAGAGAAAAAGAAUUGUGGCAUGUAAAGCAGGCGUAUUAAAGGAAAGCCAAGACUUGCUCAAGCAAACCACAGGAGAGAAGCAAGAGUCGGCAGCCAAGUUCAGGCAACUACACUCAUUUCUGGAGGAACAAGAGAAACUUCUGCUGGUCCAGAUGGAAGAGGUGGAGAAGGAGGUGGCAAGAAACAGGGACCAGCACCUGGCCAAACUCUCCAGGAAACUAUCCUCUCUGGACAGCCUCAUCCGGGAGAUGGAGGAGAAGUGUCAGCAGCUGGCCACUGAACUCCUGCAGGGUGCCAGAAGCACCUUGCAGAGGUACAAAAAAAAGGAGGUGUUUGAGGAUCCAGUGGCUUUUCCCCUUGCACAGAAGUGGCACAUCUGGGACUUCUCCGAUUUAAAUCUAUUUUUGGAGGGUAUCAAGAAGCAAUUCAAAGACACUCUGGAUUCUGGACUUCUCUUGCAGAAAGGUAAUGUGACUCUGGAUCCAGACACGGCCCAUCCCCAACUCUUCCUGUCUGAGGGUAGGAAAAGCGUGAGAGAGGGAGAAAAAACUCAAUUUCUGCCCAGCAGUCCUGAGAGAUUUGACAUAUAUCCUGCUGUGCUGGGCCGUGAGGGAUUCACAGCAGGCCGCCAUUUCUGGGAAGUCCUUGUGGGAAGCGAGGAAGAAUGGCGCAUGGGGAUGGCCAGAAAGUCCAUGAGGAGGAAGGGAUGGAUCACCCUUAGUCCUGAGAAAGGGAUCUGGGCUGUGGGGAAGUGGGGGGGCUGCUAUAAGGCUUCUGAAACAGGCCGUAACUCUCCCCUGACCCUGACCGGGGAGCCCAAGAGGAUCCGAGUCUGCCUGAACUACGCUGGUGGCCGAGUGGCCUUUUUUGAUGCUGACCGAGGAUCCCUGAUCCACGAGUUCUCCGGAGCCUCCUUCUCUGGAGAGACCAUCCUGCCCUUCUUUUACAUGAUGGGAAAUGGCCACCUCAAACUCUCUUCUUAA
Messenger RNA from Euleptes europaea (tarantolino), 3033 nucleotides. RefSeq lists its product as uncharacterized. The record is from RefSeq and is a predicted model, not a curated record. Bases 1 to 3033 code for a protein of 1010 amino acids. Gene Ontology annotation, molecular function: protein binding; zinc ion binding. NCBI's taxonomy places the organism in Eukaryota, Metazoa, Chordata, Lepidosauria, Squamata, Sphaerodactylidae. The transcript is spliced from 16 exons.